Mytilinidion resinicola is the source of this 1062-nucleotide messenger RNA. RefSeq names its product NAD(P)-binding protein. Gene Ontology annotation, molecular function: oxidoreductase activity, acting on the CH-OH group of donors, NAD or NADP as acceptor. The record is from RefSeq and is a predicted model, not a curated record. The transcript is spliced from 5 exons. NCBI's taxonomy places the organism in Eukaryota, Fungi, Ascomycota, Dothideomycetes, Mytilinidiales, Mytilinidiaceae. Bases 1 to 1062 code for a protein of 353 amino acids.
AUGGCUCCCAAAGUGUUCUUAACAGGUGCAAAUGGCUUUGUGGCUUCUCACAUCUUAGCACAACUAAUCGAAAAUAAGUACGAAGUCGUAGCAAGCGUCCGCUCUCCAGCCAAAGCCGAAGAAGUCCUCGCUCUACAUCCCUCCUACAAAACCGCCGCCCUCUCCUUCACGUACAUCGCCGACAUCGCCACCCCCGGCGCCUUCGACGACGUCUUCAAAUCCACGGAACCGGGAUUCGACUACGUGUUCCACACCGCGUCGCCAGUGAACUUCAGCGUCAAAGAUGCGCAGAAAGAGCUGAUUGAUCCAGCCGUGCAAGGGACGAUCGGCAUCAUCGAAUCCGCCCACAAGCUCGGCGGGAAGACAUUGAAGCGAUUCGUUCUGCUGGGCAGCGCAGUCGCCGUCCUCAACUCCUUCGAAGACAUGAGUAAAGCCGGGAAACCGUAUACUGAAGCUGACUGGAAUCCCGUCACGGCCGACUACGCCAUCUCGCACAACGAUAUGGUCGCCGCGUACAACGUCGCCAAGAUCCUCGCUGAGCGCGCCGCGUGGGCUUUUGUCGAAACGGCGAAACCGGGCUUCGAUCUCGUGGUUAUCAACCCGGAUAUCAUAAUCGGGCCAAUGCUGCAGGCGGUUAACAGUGCGAAGGCCGUGAAUGAGACGAACACGUUUGCAGUGUACAGCUUUUUCAAUGGGACUAACAAGAAGAUCGAGGAGGUCGCGUUUCCGUUUUACCAUUUUGUUGACGUCCGCGACGUAGCACGCGCCCACGUCCUGGCGCUCGAGAAACCCGCCGCGGGUGGAAAACGGAAUCUGCUGGUCGCUGGCCUCAUCACGCCGCAGCUUGUCGCGAAUCUCAUCCGGAAGAAUUUCCCAGAGCUGAGGGAGAGGGUGGCUGAGGGCACGCCGGAGCAGACCCUACCGAAGGGGGUGCAACCGACGGGGUGGGAUACGAGCCGGAACUUUGAGGUGUUUGGGCCGGAUUGGAGGUAUAUUGGUUUGGAAGAGAGCUUGGUCGAUACGGUAAAGUCGAUUUUGGAGCUUGAGAAGCAGUGGAAGUAG